AUGACUGAAGUAUCGGUCGAUAGACUCAUAAAACUACGGAAACUCCGGAAACUGGUUCUCUAUUCACGCCACGAGUUAAGCGAUGAUUGGUUUUAUAGACUUCAAGACAAUUGUCCGCAAAUAAAGUCCAUACGCUUUCAGGCCAGGGAUCAAAAGGAUAAGAAGUGGAUUAUCAAAUCUAAUGUCCCGGAGAUUAUGGAUUACUAUGAGAUGGAAAAUCCAUUAAAAUUACGGGACAAACGCAAAGGUCAUAUGCCCAGAGCCAAGUAUAAAGGCGGUAAUAACGAGAGUAGUCUGGGUUUUGGUCAUCGGAUUGAAGUGAAAACACCACAAAUAAUACCCCAAUUGUGUGGCCAACGGAUCCAACAGUUUAUCAAUGGAUACGACUUUGUGUUGGCUAUGAAUGAGUACAACCAUAAUAUCACACAAAUAUGUUGUGGUAAUCAACACUCCCUGGCCCUCACCACCGAUCGACAGGUAUAUGGCUGGGGAUGUCACAUAUUUGGGCAAAUAGGGUGCGGUGAACCUGAACAUAAGCGACAAUUCAUUGAGUUAUCGACCAUCGGAUCGGGAGGUUUUGGAACAUUCACUGAAGAAUACUUACAACGAGUUUACGAUGAAGUGAGGAAUUUAGGAAAACUGAGCUCAAAAUAUGUGGUCCAGUAUUUUGAUUCGUGGGUCGAAAGCAAACACCUCUACAUUCAGAUGGAGUUCUGUUCACAGAAUUUAAGGAAUAUUCUUGAAGUGAAACCACAAGUAUUUGGUCGACAAUUAAGA
Molecule: messenger RNA, 777 nt
Organism: Oppiella nova
Lineage: Eukaryota; Metazoa; Arthropoda; Arachnida; Sarcoptiformes; Oppiidae
Source: the annotation of a GenBank genome assembly